This is a messenger RNA of Ipomoea nil (Japanese morning glory), 1956 nucleotides long. RefSeq names its product probable lipid phosphate phosphatase beta. The record is from RefSeq and is a predicted model, not a curated record. The coding region runs from base 55 to 684 and encodes 209 amino acids. The transcript has a single exon. Lineage: Eukaryota; Viridiplantae; Streptophyta; Magnoliopsida; Solanales; Convolvulaceae. Gene Ontology annotation, molecular function: sphingosine-1-phosphate phosphatase activity.
GACGGCAGUUAAGCUUAUCAUUUCUUAUCGGACAGCGUUACAGCGGAGCAGAUAAUGGAAUCUAAACCGCCGCCGCCGUCGCCGCCGCCGUCGCCGCCGCUUCUCCGCCGUCUAAUCGACUUCGACACACAGCUCUCACUCCGUCUCUACACCCUAACCCACCCAAUCCUGCCCUACUCCGUCCUCAAAACACUGGAGAUCUCCGGCGACGGUCGCCUGUUCUUCCCCGUCAUCAUCUCAAUCCUCCUCGCUACCUCCGCCGCCGCCGCCUUCCUCGUCGACCUGCUCCUCGGCGCCGUCCUUGAUUUAGCAGUAAUCGGCAUCCUCAAGCACCUCAUUCAGAGGCCUCGACCUGUCUACAAUAAGAACAUGUUCCUCUCCUUCGCCGUUGACCACUGGUCCUUUCCUAGCGGACACUCCUCCCGAGUUUUCUUCAUCGCCACCAUGUUCUACCUAUCAUUUGAUCUCGUACAAGGAUUUCUACUUGAUCUGAGAUACGACCUUUUCGCGGAUCAUUUCGUUUACAUCAUCGGAGCUUGGGCGACGAUCACAUCGGUUUCCAGGAUUCUCCUCGGCCGCCAUUUCGUGCUCGACGUGGUCGCCGGAGCCUGCUUGGGCGUUUUAGAAGGAUUGUUCUCCUUUAGGUUUUUCAAUUAUGACAAAUUAAGCUCAUUCUUCAAAUGACCAUUAAUUUCUCUUGCCAUUCAAUUGCUCCAUCCUAUCCUGUUGUAGAGACUUUACAGCUUUAUGAAUGUAUAAUUUCAUGAAAAUUUUCUUAUCUUUGGUUGUCCAUUUAACAAAUACUUAGUUAAUAUGUUUAGUGUGAAGAUUCAAAUGCAAUGACAGAGCCAAUGAGAUUGAUGUUAAUGCUCAUUGUCUGACAUUACAAAUGCUACUGAAGGGGAAGGUCUGAAAUAAAUCUACACUGACAUGAACUGAGCCUGUCAGCAGCUCACCAUAUGUGAGAUAUGAAGAAGUUUUGAUUUUCAUUAUCAAAGAAGCCAAAGAUUUUGAAUUGCAGAUUUGGGCUCAAUGGCCAAUAAUAUGCAGAGGUGUAUAGGUUUGCAGUUGUUAACAAUGGGAAACAAAAACUUAGAAUGUAAGGCCCAAAUUAGCUGCUAACUUAGGUAAGACUGUAGAUUAGCAGGAACUUAGCAUUAUUUCCAGGAAUAGUUUUUGGAUCUUCAUUAUGCGGUGCAAUUGAUCUUCUCCGACUUGUAUUAUUUGAUGUAACAUCUAACUUUCCUCUUGGUUGUUGCUGCAGAGAUGUCACAAUCUUUGUGUUAAUGCGUGCAAGAGUCAUUUGUAAUUGAAUUAUUGUUUUGGGAGCUACAGAGGUGAGGAUAAACAUGUUCUUAUCAAUUCAAGAACUUAUCCAAUUCAUUCUUUGAUGUUUUAGUUACUGAUUGAAUGGUCUGGCUUAAAUUUUACUCGGUGAAAGUUGUGGUAGAACAUGUAGCACACAAGUGGCCUGCUAUGAGUCAGUUGAAAUGACAUGUGGGCUGCAUCUUUUGGUCGUAAUGGGGAGCAAAAGGCUCUAUUCUCUGUGUCCUUAGUUGUUGGAUCAAAUGAAUCUUGCAACUUCCUUUCUUGUACAUUAGGCUUAAGCAUCCUAUCCUAGAUUGAACUCAUCAUUUUUUUGUUUUGUUUCUAUCAUUAAAAGAUUCAUCUUGCAUUUGGUUAAUCUGCACUUUUAUAGCUGUUAUCACGUUAUGUUUGCAGGAGGAGAUGUGGUCCUGUCCCUAUUCCUGUCGAUUAUAGGAUAGCUUUCUUGAUAUGCUAGCACCCUGCAUUAAGGGUCAUGUAUAAGGACAUUAUGCAUUGAAUUUGUGGUGUUCACUUAAUCUUGUCUAUAUUAGCUUUCUGGCUGGUCUCCCCAUCUUAACUUGUUACAGACUGUAGAUGAAACUGAUAUAUUUGCAAUAAUUGUAGUUAGUCAAUUACUACCUUUCUUCA